GCUAGGGAUAGUAAAUAGCACACUAGCAACUAUAAUUAUCAUAAGCGUACGGAUUGCGCUAGCUGGUGCAUGAUGUCGUUAGCCGAAUAUAUUCAGCAGUCGAGCAAGGACGAGGAGUCAUUCAUUAUUUUGGGCACAUCACCGACGCCAUCGAUGGCAGAUUUUUCUAUACCGCCGGCAUCAGUAGUUGAACGAAACGUAUCAAAUGAGACCAUUCCGCCAGUGGUGCAGAUGCAAGCGUCCACCCAGCUGGAUUCCAUCGCAUACAGCCUUCUCGCGAACGGCGUUGCUAUGAAUGCAUCGAUGGCGCAGCAAACGCUGGCAGCGGAACCCGAUACCAAUGAAUCAUCACCCUCGCUGAUUGCGUCAACCAAAUCGACAGCAUCAAUGAAGCAACCAGGAUCGGAAAAAAUGCUGGGAAGCUUUGUAUCGAUCGGGGAGAACGAAAAUACACCAAUCGUGCCAAAUGGAGCCCAUCCCACUGAUAGCGUGCAGAAGCUGUCCGCUUCAUUUAUACUGGGCAACAUGGAAGAAUCGACGGAAUCGUUCGAUGGCGUUAUGCUGCUGCAAAAGCUCUCCAUGGAGCACAGCCAGAUGAAGGAGAGCCUGCAGCAGGCUAACGUGGCUAUGAGCAAGAAUUUCGCGUCCAUCCAACGGCUGCAGGACGAAACGAAGGCGCGCACCGCCGAGCUGGAUGCCCUCAUACAAGAGCAACGGCGUAAGCUCGAUGAACAAUCGGCGGAAAAUGGAAAACUCGUCGAGGAAAACAGUAAGCUCUCGGCGGCACUGAGUGCGGUUGAAGCCGCUGCAGCGGAAAAAGAGAAACAAAUGGAGAACGCCAACAAGGAGCUGCAGGCAGAGCUGGCCGAAAUUGGUCAGGUGCGUGAACUUGAGCGAAAAGGGGCACAGAGCGAAAUGGACGAGCUGCGGCAGUUGGCGUCGGAACGGCAAGCGGUCAUACAGAAUCUGGCAAAAAAUAUCGAACAUUUGGAGCUACAAAUCAAAGGUUUCGUGGUAGUUAACAGUAACAAACCGGACGGCCGCGAUGGAUCGGCAAACUUUGUUUCUGCCGAGGUUCAUCGGCAGGAAUUGAAGGCACUUGAGCGAAAAAUGUCUGUUGAGGUAGCUAAAAACUUGGAGUUUGAGGACAUGCGUAAAAUCUAUGUCGAUGAGAUCAAUUGUCUGAAAACAAACUUACAGGCUGCUGAAAAUGUGUUUGCAACGUCUAGGGUGGAGACACAGAAGUUAUUUGAGGAUGUGAAGGGACGGGAUGAUACCAUUCUGAAGCUCCGGGAAGAAAUUGUUGCGCUACACGAACGUAUACAGGUGCUGGCGGCACAGUCGGACAUUUUCGAGACAGAUUUUGAAGCAGAGCGUAAAGCUCGCCAGGAACUGGCAAGCGAGAAGAGCCGAAUUCUAACAGAAUUUGAAGUUCUGCAGCGCCGAAACACGGAGCUUUCUAGACAGGUUUCACAAUCUGAAACAGAACGUGAAGAAAUUGCUAAAAGAGCCGCAAAGAUGGUGCAGGAAGCAACAUCCAGCGAAGAAACGCCAGAGGCUUCUGGUUCCAGCGUUCAAUCUGAACCGAAGGAAACGUUAAGUUUACUCCGCUGUCCGCUUUGUCUGAAGGGAUACAAGGACUUUGGGUCAUUGCAGAGCCACGCAGCCGACUGUAUGGGCGUUGAAUAAGAUGAAUAUAUGUUUUUGAACUAUUCAAAUUCUAGUUGUAUGUAAAGUGUAGUACCACUGUUUCAAUCAA
Anopheles nili is the source of this 1759-nucleotide messenger RNA. RefSeq names its product NF-kappa-B essential modulator (gene key). Gene Ontology annotation, cellular component: nucleus; cytoplasm. The transcript has 3 exons. Lineage: Eukaryota; Metazoa; Arthropoda; Insecta; Diptera; Culicidae. Gene Ontology annotation, biological process: regulation of canonical NF-kappaB signal transduction. The coding region runs from base 70 to 1689 and encodes 539 amino acids. The record is from RefSeq and is a predicted model, not a curated record. Gene Ontology annotation, molecular function: K63-linked polyubiquitin modification-dependent protein binding.